Molecule: messenger RNA, 3429 nt
Organism: Rotaria socialis
Lineage: Eukaryota; Metazoa; Rotifera; Eurotatoria; Philodinida; Philodinidae
Source: the annotation of a GenBank genome assembly
AUGCGCAUUGGACAAUCAAUUUGGUCUCGAGAAGAUUUUAAUCUAAACAAUCCAUCAAGCUCUUUACUUCUAUCAGCAAAAUCAAAUAGCCUACUAAAACUCCGUUCUAAUAAUGAAUUGAAUCGUAGUUUUAAUAAAAAUAAUGAUGAAAGUGAAGAAGACAAUAGUUCAUCAAAUGGAAACAUAAUUAAUUCAAGUAAAAACCUUUUCGUAAAUUUACAAUUGCGUAGUCGUAUUUAUGAAGAGCACCAAUUGGCAACGAGUUAUGGCACUAUUAAAAAGAGUUAUUCUUUUCGUUCAACAAAAAUAUCUAUUGAUGAUUCUGGCCCAUUUUGGCCCAUGGCGUUCCCUAUGAAAUACCCAACGCCAUCAUUUUUACCUUUUACUCGAAAUCAGAAAAACAAUCGCUCAAAAGAAUAUUAUCACUCACAGGAUAGUCAUUUUUUAGGUAACAAUUCCCAACAAACAUUUGAUAAUCAGCCAGCUAUGUUUAAAUAUACCGAUGUUAUCAAACAUCCGAUUCUUGUUUAUGAUAUGGAUAAAUCGCCUAGACAACAAAUACCUAAACUACAUGAAAAUGAACAAAUGUGUCCACCUUUAAUAUUCGAAUCACGAUUUGAAGGUGGAAAUCUACGGCAAGUUAAACGUGUAGGUCAAUUCGAAUAUGAACUUAUUCUUCGACCUGAUCUUUACACAAGACGACAUACGCAAUGGUAUUAUUUUCGUGUACAGAAUAUGAUUGCAAAUAUAACAUAUCGUUUUCGAAUUAUUAAUUUGGUGAAAAAAACUAGUCUUUAUAAUGAAGGUAUGCAAAUUCUUCUUUUUUCUGAUGUGGCCGGAAAAAAAGAACUGCGUGGCUGGCAUCGUGCUGGCCAUCAUAUUAAUUAUGCAGAAUAUAAACAACGUACUUAUAAUCCACUACUCGAACGAGAUAUUAAUUAUUACGAACUUGAUUUUCAACUUGAGUUUACUCAUUCAGGCGAUACAUGUUAUAUAGCACAUUGUUAUCCAUACACAUUUACAGAUCUCAAAGAUGAUUUAGAUUAUCUAGCAUCAAUAAGAUCACGAGAUGUAUUUCAACGUGAUAUUUUAUGUGAAUCACAAGCUGGAAAUUCAUGUUUUAUCAUAACUGUAACUGAUGAAUCCGUUCCAAUAAGUGAAAAAAAGUUUGUUUUUAUAACUGCACGAAUACAUCCAGGUGAAACAAAUUCAAGUUAUAUGAUGCGUGGCGUACUUGAAUUUAUAACAUCCGACGAUAAAAUAGCUCAAAAAUUGCGUUCACAAUUAGUAUUUAAAAUUGUACCAAUGCUUAAUCCUGAUGGUGUUAUUAUUGGCAACUAUCGAUGUUCAUUAACAGGAAAAGACAUGAAUCGCAAUUUUCGUCAUCCACGUAAACAAACGUUUCCAACGAUUUAUCAUGUUAAAGAAUUAAUGCAAAGUUUACAAAAAGAACAACACGAAAUAAUAGCUUUUUGUGAUCUUCAUGGUCAUAGUCGUAAAUCGAAUGUAUUUGCAUACGGUUGUGAUGGAUGUGAUGGGCCACAGCCAGAUAUGAGGAAUUUUUUAAGUGCACGUAUUCUUCCAUUUCUUAUGUCGAGAACGGCGCCGGAAAUGUUUGCAUUUGAUUUCUGCAAGUUUCAUAUACAUCGAUGUAAAGAAUCUACAGGACGCGUUGUUAUGUGGAAAGAGAUGAUGAUAAAAAAUAGUUUUACAUUAGAAGCUUCAUUUGCCGGAUCAAGUAUCUUAGAAAAACCACGCCAUUUUAACAUUCAAGAUUAUGAAAAAUUUGGACAAUGUAUAUGUCAAUCACUAAGACAAUAUUUAGAUAUUCUUUCAGAUUCAACACGGUUGGAUUCAAUAUUUUUGGAUAUAACAAAAAAUGUUCUUCGUAAACUAGGCAAAGAAAAAGUUCCGCCUACUCUAUUAUCUAUUGUGUAUCCAGAAGAAAAGCAAAAUGAUGAAUCACCAAUAUCAAUUAUUUCAGUUGCUAGUUGUUUACAAGCAUUAUCACAAUGUCAUGAAACUAUCAAUGCGCAAGAUGCAUCAAGUUCCAGUGAUUCAGAUAGUGAUCCUGAAGGUGGUGAACUACCUGAUAUUCCAUAUCGAAAAGAAGAACCGCCAACAAAGAAAAAAUUAAAAAAGAAACGACCAGAAAAAAUUAUUGAGGAACGCGUGCAAAAGUUAGUUCGUAAACGAGAGACAAACGAAGAAUCUAAUGGUAUCAGUGGUACUAAUGGUAUUGACAGUACUAAUGGUACCAAUGAAAUUAAUCGUCGGAUACGUGUAUCGUAUCCAUUUGCAUCGGAAAUCGAUAUGAGUUCACAAUUAAAACUUACACUUGCAGUUGACCAGAUGGACAAAGCAACUCGUGCAUUACCACCAAGAGGAACUCUAUUUACAAGUAAAUAUGCUAAUCGAAGUGGACAUGGUUUACCAAUUUUUACUACUGAACGAGCGUUAGAACGAAAACAGAAGAGAAGCCAUUCCGGUUUACAAGAAUUUCAUCCUGAACAUCAAUCCGUAACGAGUGAUGACGAUAGUGAUAAUGAUGCAGGUAAUCGAGAAAAACAAAGCUGUAUAAUAGACAAUUUUAAACCGGAAUUUGAACUCUUUUUUUUUUAUACAGGUGAACAUUCACAAAUAGACACAUCAACACUUGUUGAUCCAAAUAUAUCAAUCACAACAUUAAAUAAUACAGUGUCCAAACGAACAGCUUCAUUUGUUUCUUUAACUUUAAAUGAUUUACCAACCAUACCCAAUGAUCAAUCUAUUCCAACCAUUAGUAGUAUAAUUUCAGCACAAGCACCAAUGUUUAAAAAUUUACCACAACGUCGACUACAACAUAUGCAUCGUCGUCAUCAGCAUCAACAACACCCACAAAAUAAAUCAACACAUGGCUCUGAAAGUGAUCGAAUGCCUAUGUUAUCACCAUCAACUAUUGCAGUUCCUAAUCUUAUGGAAUUAGCAAAUCGUUCAUCGCCACCUCAUCUAAUUGGUUCUUCAUCAAUGAAUCUUAAUGAUAUACCAAUGAUUGAUUCGUCAAAUAAAUAUUCGUAUGAAACAAUAACUGACUCAAAUGGUGUUAAUCAUCAUCGAUUAUAUACCAUAAAUGAUAAUUUCCUUCGCCCAUUUUCAAAAGCUGAAACAGCUGCAGUAAGAGGUACUUCUGGAAUGUGUACAAAAAUGCCACCACUCAGUAAUAACAACAACAACAACAACAACAACAAUAAUAAUAAUUUAAAAAGAUCUCUAUCACAAAAAUCAAGUAAUCAUCUUACCCAACAGCCUCUGGCAACCAUUGAAUCUGUAUUAAGAGAACGAUCGAUAAUUAUUGCUAAUGAGAAUACACAUCAACCCGAUGCUAUGGAACGUGUUAAUCAUAUUCUUAAACAACUUUAUCUACCAUUAGAUAAAACAAAAAAAGCAUGA